AUGGGUCGGUUGUUUCAGCCAACAACUCCUCUGCCCCCAGUAACAACCCCUGGACCAACUACACCUAAACCAAGUACAUCCAAGCCACCAAACCCCUGCCCUCCUAACGCAGAGUAUAUUGAGUGUGGUCCAGCUUGUAUUCCCACCUGUAUGGAACCCUCCACCAACUGUUCUGGCUCCUGUAUCAGUGGCUGUUUCUGCAAACCAGGCUUUGUCUUCAAAGGAAGUCGUUGUGUGCCACUGGAAAAAUGUGGCUGUUUAGAUGACCAAAAUAACUAUUAUGAGCCUGGUGAGGUUGUGUUUGGAGACGGCUGCACAAAGCUGUGUCACUGUGCAGGGAACUACACUUUGGAAUGUGUUGAUAAUUCCUGCGAUCCCACUGAAGAGUGUCGAGAGAUUAAUGGUGUUGCAGGCUGUUAUCCUAAAGGUACAUCCACUUGCAUAGCAUCUGGUGAUCCACACUACACCACUUUUGACAAACGCAAUUACAACUUCAUGGGCAACUGCAGCUAUCUGAUGUCUAGUCCAUGCAAUGACACAAGUGUGCCAUACUUUGAGGUCCAUGCUGACAAUGAAAAUCGGUAUAACACGCCAACCGUCUCAUAUGUGAAGGCUGUCCAUGUAUAUGCACACAUGAUGAAGAUCUCCAUUCUCAAAGGUGGCACUGUGCAGGUUAAUGGGACCAAUGUCAACCUGCCACUCUCCCCGGCCCCUGGUGUUUCUGUGUUCAAGUCAGGAAAACACUACACUGUCUCCAUGAACUUCGGUGUGACUGUUCGCUAUGAUGGAAACCACUUCAUGGACAUCAAAGUGAUCAAAGACUAUCAGAACAAGCUGUGUGGACUGUGUGGCGACUAUGAUGGAAAUACUAAAGAUGACUUCCGCAAACCAGAUGGAAGCUUGGCUGCCAAUGCCAAUGACUUUGGACACAGUUGGAACACGGAUCCCGAAUGUAAUAAGAAACCCAACACUACCAUCCCCGGGUGUGAUGAAGAAGACCGGGAACUGUAUGAAAGCUCUGGUUAUUGUGGCAUUCUGUUGGACAAAAAUGGCCCUUUUUCUGUGUGCCACCCAAAAGUCAACCCCAAUAAUUACUUCAAGGACUGUGUCUUUGACUUGUGUGAGCUGGAUGGAGCCAAGCCCAUUUUGUGUGAAGCCAUUGAAGCCUAUGUCAAUGAAUGCCAAGACCGUGGGGUCAGCAUUGGACAAUGGAGGAAUGAAACUUUCUGCCCACUAAGCUGCCCCCCCAACAGCCACUACGAACCCUGUGCAGAUCCUUGUCAGGAGACAUGUUUUGGAAGACCCCCCUCCUGCGCUGGUCCGUGCUCUGAGGCCUGUGUGUGUGAUCCCAGCUACGUCCUGAGUGCUGGCAAGUGCAUCAAGGAGGACUCGUGUGGCUGCAAGCACUCGAACGGUCAAUAUUAUGAGCCUGGAGAGGAGUUUUUUGAGGAAGACUGCAAGCAAAAGUGUCGGUGUGAUGCUGCCGGCAUUACCUGUGAACCCUCGGAAUGUCCCCCGAUGCACGAAUGUAAACUCCAGGAUGGAGAGCUGGGCUGCUAUCCCACUGGCUCCCAGGACUGUGUAGUCUCUGGGGAUCCUCACUACAACACAUUUGACAAGAAGUACUACAGUUUCAUGGGAACUUGUACUUACACGCUGGCCAGAACCUGUAGGAAUAGUACAGGUCCUUGGUUCUCUGUGGAGGGAAAGAAUGAGGAGAGAGGAGUUGCAGGAGUGUCAUACCUGAGAAAACUAUAUGUGACAGUGAAUGGAAUCACUGUGAUCCUGAUGAAGGCCAGGAGAACACUGGUGAAUGGACAACGGGUGGCUCUCCCCCACUCCCCCUCUCCUCUCAUGUCUGUUAGUCUUGCUGGUCAGUUCAUCACCCUUCAAACAUCUUUUGGCGUGAAGGUGCGUUGGGAUGGAAACCAUUAUGCCCAGAUCUCAGUUCCCAGCUCCUACUUUGACCAGAUGUGUGGCCUUUGCGGUGACUAUGAUGGGAACCCAGACAAUGACUUUACUAAACCCGAUGGCACCGUGGUAGGAAAUGCCAAUGAUUUUGGGAACAGCUGGCAGACAGAAGAAGAUGAAGAUGACUUCUGCACCCCAGGAACAAAGCCUGACCCGGACUGCGACCCCGACUUGGAGGCUGAAGUAGUAAAACCAGACAAAUGUGGUAAAAUUACAGACCCUGCUGGACCCUUCCGGGAGUGUAUCAAUGUAGUUAAUCCCACGCCAUUCUUCCAAAGCUGUGUGUAUGACAUGUGUCAGUUCAAUGGCCAGCAGCACGUGCUGUGUGACCAGCUCCAGGCCUACACUGACGCAUGCCAGAGUGCUGGAGCCAAAGUCUACCAUUGGAGGACUCCUGACUUCUGCCCCCUGGCCUGUCCUCCCAACAGCUCCUACUCCCUGUGCGUGAGUUCAUGUCCUGAGACAUGUCUUGGUGUGGUCGGACCACAUGGCUGUGAGGACGUCUGUGUGGAGGGUUGCGAGUGUAACCCUGGCUUCAUUCUCAGCGACGCCAAAUGUGUGGCACUGAGAGACUGUGGCUGUGUGGACACUAGUGGAACCUAUCAUCCUUUGGGUGAUGACUGGUACUUGGAGGGUUGUGAGCAAAAGUGUAUGUGUCACAGUGGAGGUCUGAUGCAGUGUCAUAACACCAGCUGUAACCCAGCCACUGAGAGCUGCCAACUACACGAUGGAGAAUAUGAAUGCCGCCCUCUGGACCCCUGCCCUCCUAACGCAGAGUAUAUUGAGUGUGGUCCAGCUUGUAUUCCCACCUGUAUGGAACCCUCCACCAACUGUUCUGGCUCCUGUAUCAGUGGCUGUUUCUGCAAACCAGGCUUUGUCUUCAAAGGAAGUCGUUGUGUGCCACUGGAAAAAUGUGGCUGUUUAGAUGACCAAAAUAACUAUUAUGAGCCUGGUGAGGUUGUGUUUGGAGACGGCUGCACAAAGCUGUGUCACUGUGCAGGGAACUACACUUUGGAAUGUGUUGAUAAUUCCUGCGAUCCCACUGAAGAGUGUCGAGAGAUUAAUGGUGUUGCAGGCUGUUAUCCUAAAGGUACAUCCACUUGCAUAGCAUCUGGUGAUCCACACUACACCACUUUUGACAGACGCAAUUACAACUUCAUGGGCAACUGCAGCUAUCUGAUGUCUAGUCCAUGCAAUGACACAAGUGUGCCAUACUUUGAGGUCCAUGCUGACAAUGAAAAUCGGUAUAACACGCCAACCGUCUCAUAUGUGAAGGCUGUCCAUGUAUAUGCACACAUGAUGAAGAUCUCCAUUCUCAAAGGUGGCACUGUGCAGGUUAAUGGGACCAAUGUCAACCUGCCACUCUCCCCGGCCCCUGGUGUUUCUGUGUUCAAGUCAGGAAAACACUACACUGUCUCCAUGAACUUCGGUGUGACUGUUCGCUAUGAUGGAAACCACUUCAUGGACAUCAAAGUGAUCAAAGACUAUCAGAACAAGCUGUGUGGACUGUGUGGCGACUAUGAUGGAAAUACUAAAGAUGACUUCCGCAAACCAGAUGGAAGCUUGGCUGCCAAUGCCAAUGACUUUGGACACAGUUGGAACACGGAUCCCGAAUGUAAUAAGAAACCCAACACUACCAUCCCCGGGUGUGAUGAAGAAGACCGGGAACUGUAUGAAAGCUCUGGUUAUUGUGGCAUUCUGCUGGACAAAAAUGGCCCUUUUUCUGUGUGCCACCCAAAAGUCAACCCCAAUAAUUACUUCAAGGACUGUGUCUUUGACUUGUGUGAGCUGGAUGGAGCCAAGCCCAUUUUGUGUGAAGCCAUUGAAGCCUAUGUCAAUGAAUGCCAAGACCGUGGGGUCAGCAUUGGACAAUGGAGGAAUGAAACUUUCUGCCCACUAAGCUGCCCCCCCAACAGCCACUACGAACCCUGUGCAGAUCCUUGUCAGGAGACAUGUUUUGGAAGACCCCCCUCCUGCGCUGGUCCGUGCUCUGAGGCCUGUGUGUGUGAUCCCAGCUACGUCCUGAGUGCUGGCAAGUGCAUCAAGGAGGACUCGUGUGGCUGCAAGCACUCGAACGGUCAAUAUUAUGAGCCUGGAGAGGAGUUUUUUGAGGAAGACUGCAAGCAAAAGUGUCGGUGUGAUGCUGCCGGCAUUACCUGUGAACCCUCGGAAUGUCCCCCGAUGCACGAAUGUAAACUCCAGGAUGGAGAGCUGGGCUGCUAUCCCACUGGCUCCCAGGACUGUGUAGUCUCUGGGGAUCCUCACUACAACACAUUUGACAAGAAGUACUACAGUUUCAUGGGAACUUGUACUUACACGCUGGCCAGAACCUGUAGGAAUAGUACAGGUCCUUGGUUCUCUGUGGAGGGAAAGAAUGAGGAGAGAGGAGUUGCAGGAGUGUCAUACCUGAGAAAACUAUAUGUGACAGUGAAUGGAAUCACUGUGAUCCUGAUGAAGGCCAGGAGAACACUGGUGAAUGGACAACGGGUGGCUCUCCCCCACUCCCCCUCUCCUCUCAUGUCUGUUAGUCUUGCUGGUCAGUUCAUCACCCUUCAAACAUCUUUUGGCGUGAAGGUGCGUUGGGAUGGAAACCAUUAUGCCCAGAUCUCAGUUCCCAGCUCCUACUUUGACCAGAUGUGUGGCCUUUGCGGUGACUAUGAUGGGAACCCAGACAAUGACUUCACUAAACCCGAUGGCACCGUGGUAGGAAAUGCCAAUGAUUUUGGGAACAGCUGGCAGACAGAAGAAGAUGAAGAUGACUUCUGCACCCCAGGAACAAAGCCUGACCCGGACUGCGACCCCGACUUGGAGGCUGAAGUAGUAAAACCAGACAAAUGUGGUAAAAUUACAGACCCUGCUGGACCCUUCCGGGAGUGUAUCAAUGUAGUUAAUCCCACGCCAUUCUUCCAAAGCUGUGUGUAUGACAUGUGUCAGUUCAAUGGCCAGCAGCACGUGCUGUGUGACCAGCUCCAGGCCUACACUGACGCAUGCCAGAGUGCUGGAGCCAAAGUCUACCAUUGGAGGACUCCUGACUUCUGCCCCCUGGCCUGUCCUCCCAACAGCUCCUACUCCCUGUGCGUGAGUUCAUGUCCUGAGACAUGUCUUGGUGUGGUCGGACCACAUGGCUGUGAGGACGUCUGUGUGGAGGGUUGCGAGUGUAACCCUGGCUUCAUUCUCAGCGACGCCAAAUGUGUGGCACUGAGAGACUGUGGCUGUGUGGACACUAGUGGAACCUAUCAUCCUUUGGGUGAUGACUGGUACUUGGAGGGUUGUGAGCAAAAGUGUAUGUGUCACAGUGGAGGUCUGAUACAGUGUCAUAACACCAGCUGUAACCCAGCCACUGAGAGCUGCCAACUACACGAUGGAGAAUAUGAAUGCCGCCCUCUGGACCCCUGCCCUCCUAACGCAGAGUAUAUUGAGUGUGGUCCAGCUUGUAUUCCCACCUGUAUGGAACCCUCCACCAACUGUUCUGGCUCCUGUAUCAGUGGCUGUUUCUGCAAACCAGGCUUUGUCUUCAAAGGAAGUCGUUGUGUGCCACUGGAAAAAUGUGGCUGUUUAGAUGACCAAAAUAACUAUUAUGAGCCUGGUGAGGUUGUGUUUGGAGACGGCUGCACAAAGCUGUGUCACUGUGCAGGGAACUACACUUUGGAAUGUGUUGACAAUUCCUGCGAUCCCACUGAAGAGUGUCGAGAGAUUAAUGGUGUUGCAGGCUGUUAUCCUAAAGGUACAUCCACUUGCAUAGCAUCUGGUGAUCCACACUACACCACUUUUGACAAACGCAAUUACAACUUCAUGGGCAACUGCAGCUAUCUGAUGUCUAGUCCAUGCAAUGACACAAGUGUGCCAUACUUUGAGGUCCAUGCUGACAAUGAAAAUCGGUAUAACACGCCAACCGUCUCAUAUGUGAAGGCUGUCCAUGUAUAUGCACACAUGAUGAAGAUCUCCAUUCUCAAAGGUGGCACUGUGCAGGUUAAUGGGACCAAUGUCAACCUGCCACUCUCCCCGGCCCCUGGUGUUUCUGUGUUCAAGUCAGGAAAACACUACACUGUCUCCAUGAACUUCGGUGUGACUGUUCGCUAUGAUGGAAACCACUUCAUGGACAUCAAAGUGAUCAAAGACUAUCAGAACAAGCUGUGUGGACUGUGUGGCGACUAUGAUGGAAAUACUAAAGAUGACUUCCGCAAACCAGAUGGAAGCUUGGCUGCCAAUGCCAAUGACUUUGGACACAGUUGGAACACGGAUCCCGAAUGUAAUAAGAAACCCAACACUACCAUCCCCGGGUGUGAUGAAGAAGACCGGGAACUGUAUGAAAGCUCUGGUUAUUGUGGCAUUCUGCUGGACAAAAAUGGCCCUUUUUCUGUGUGCCACCCAAAAGUCAACCCCAAUAAUUACUUCAAGGACUGUGUCUUUGACUUGUGUGAGCUGGAUGGAGCCAAGCCCAUUUUGUGUGAAGCCAUUGAAGCCUAUGUCAAUGAAUGCCAAGACCGUGGGGUCAGCAUUGGACAAUGGAGGAAUGAAACUUUCUGCCCACUAAGCUGCCCCCCCAACAGCCACUACGAACCCUGUGCAGAUCCUUGUCAGGAGACAUGUUUUGGAAGACCCCCCUCCUGCGCUGGUCCGUGCUCUGAGGCCUGUGUGUGUGAUCCCAGCUACGUCCUGAGUGCUGGCAAGUGCAUCAAGGAGGACUCGUGUGGCUGCAAGCACUCGAACGGUCAAUAUUAUGAGCCUGGAGAGGAGUUUUUUGAGGAAGACUGCAAGCAAAAGUGUCGGUGUGAUGCUGCCGGCAUUACCUGUGAACCCUCGGAAUGUCCCCCGAUGCACGAAUGUAAACUCCAGGAUGGAGAGCUGGGCUGCUAUCCCACUGGCUCCCAGGACUGUGUAGUCUCUGGGGAUCCUCACUACAACACAUUUGACAAGAAGUACUACAGUUUCAUGGGAACUUGUACUUACACGCUGGCCAGAACCUGUAGGAAUAGUACAGGUCCUUGGUUCUCUGUGGAGGGAAAGAAUGAGGAGAGAGGAGUUGCAGGAGUGUCAUACCUGAGAAAACUAUAUGUGACAGUGAAUGGAAUCACUGUGAUCCUGAUGAAGGCCAGGAGAACACUGGUGAAUGGACAACGGGUGGCUCUCCCCCACUCCCCCUCUCCUCUCAUGUCUGUUAGUCUUGCUGGUCAGUUCAUCACCCUUCAAACAUCUUUUGGCGUGAAGGUGCGUUGGGAUGGAAACCAUUAUGCCCAGAUCUCAGUUCCCAGCUCCUACUUUGACCAGAUGUGUGGCCUUUGCGGUGACUAUGAUGGGAACCCAGACAAUGACUUUACUAAACCCGAUGGCACCGUGGUAGGAAAUGCCAAUGAUUUUGGGAACAGCUGGCAGACAGAAGAAGAUGAAGAUGACUUCUGCACCCCAGGAACAAAGCCUGACCCGGACUGCGACCCCGACUUGGAGGCUGAAGUAGUAAAACCAGACAAAUGUGGUAAAAUUACAGACCCUGCUGGACCCUUCCGGGAGUGUAUCAAUGUAGUUAAUCCCACGCCAUUCUUCCAAAGCUGUGUGUAUGACAUGUGUCAGUUCAAUGGCCAGCAGCACGUGCUGUGUGACCAGCUCCAGGCCUACACUGACGCAUGCCAGAGUGCUGGAGCCAACGUCUACCAUUGGAGGACUCCUGACUUCUGCCCCCUGGCCUGUCCUCCCAACAGCUCCUACUCCCUGUGCGUGAGUUCAUGUCCUGAGACAUGUCUUGGUGUGGUCGGACCACAUGGCUGUGAGGACGUCUGUGUGGAGGGUUGCGAGUGUAACCCUGGCUUCAUUCUCAGCGACGCCAAAUGUGUGGCAUUGAGAGACUGUGGCUGUGUGGACACUAGUGAAACCUAUCAUCCUGUGGGUGAUGACUGGUACUUGGAGGGUUGUGAACAAAAGUGUAUGUGUCACAGUGGAGGUCUGAUACAGUGUCAUAACACCAGCUGUAAACCAACCACUGAGAGCUGCCAAAUGCAUGAUGGAGAAUAUGAAUGCCGCCCUCUGGGAAAUGGUAUCUGCUCAGUAUCUGGUGAUCCCCACUACACAACCUUUGAUAAACAGACCCACCAUUAUAUGGGUGCUUGCUCCUACACCCUGACCAAACCCUGCAAUGUCUCUUCUGGCUUGCCGUAUUUCACUGUGAACACCCAGAAUGAGCACAGAGGAAGUAAUAAGAAGGUUUCCUAUGUGAGGGCUGUGGUGAUCAUUGUGAAUGGUGUCACUGUAAUCCUUGGCAAGGGACGCACGGUCCAGGUCAACGGUACUGUAGUUGUUCCGCCUGUCACCUUCAUCAGUGGAGUUGAAAUCUACUUGAGUGGAAAGUUUGUUAUCCUGGAGACAUCCUUUGGUCUGAGGGUGCGUUUUGAUGGUAACCACCAUGCUGAUGUCACUGUGCCAAACUCCUACAAAGGUCUACUUUGUGGCAUGUGUGGAAAUUUCAAUCAGAACCCCAAAGAUGACAACUUGAAAGCAGACAAUACACUAGCUGCUAACACCAAUGAGCUGGGAGACAGUUGGCAGGUUGCUGACCCACGUCCUGACUGCACUGAUGGUACAGAAGAUGAAGCCUGUGAUAAAGAGGUGGAGGAGGAUGCCAAGAAGCCCACCAGCUGUGGCAUGAUCACUGAUCCCAAUGGAAUCUUUAAGUCCUGCCACUCCAUUGUACCCCCCGAGCCAUACUUCACAAAUUGUGUAUUCGACAUGUGUGCCACUGGAGGUCAGACCGUGGCUCUGUGCCAGGCCAUAGAGAGCUAUGCUGACAUAUGUGCUGCUGCAGGACUCCCCAUCGAAUGGAGAAACAAUACCUUCUGUCCUCUGAGGUGCCCCACAGGCAGUCAUUAUACCUCAUGUGGACCUGCCUGCUCUCAGCCCAGCUGUCAGAACCCUGCAGGCCCUGGUGGCUCCUGCAAUCUGCCCUGUGUGGAGGGUUGCAUCUGUGACACUGGCCUGAUCCUCAGUGGAGACAAAUGUGUCCCACUCAGCGAGUGUGGAUGUACUGAUGAUGAUGGAAUGUACAGGCUGCUUGGAGACACUUGGUUCACAGAUACUGACUGUUCAGAGCGCUGUAUGUGUUUUGGCAAUCACAACAUCACCUGCGAGCCUUGGCAAUGCAGCCCUGCACAAGAGUGUAAAGUGGUGGAAGGAGUACUAGGCUGUCACUCUAGAGGCAACGGAGUGUGUCAUGUAGCUGGAGAUCCACACUACUACACUUUUGAUGGUGUAAUGCAUACAUUCAUGGGAACCUGCACAUAUACUCUGGUGGAGGUGUGUAAUGCCACCCAGGUCACUCCCUUCAAAAUAGUGGCUAAGAAUGAGGAACGUGGCCAACCGGAAGCAUCCUAUGUUCGCUCUGUGAAAGUCUACCUGUCAUCUGACACUGUUGUUGAGCUGCAGAAGAGCCGCAGAGUUUUGUUGAAUGAACGGCGGGUGCGGACCCCAGUUUCCAUUGACUUGUUUGGAGCCAAAGUGAUAACCAGUGGAUCCUACAGUCUGCUGGACACAAACUUUGGUCUCCAGGUGAAAUUUGAUGGAGUGCAUCACCUAGAGAUCACAGUUCCUGGAGAAUACUAUGACAAGGUGUGUGGCAUGUGUGGGAACUACAACCAAAACCCAUCUGAUGAUAAUCUGAUGCCCAACAAGAAACCCGCUAAGGAUGUCAUUGAACUGGGCAACAGCUGGAAAUCCGAUGGAGACAGUGAUGCCGGUUGUCAGCCAGACACUCGUCCGGACAUCCACCCAAACUGUAACGCAGAAGAAGAGAAGCUGUUCGAGGCUCAGUGUGGUGAGGUCAUUCUCUCCGAUCGCUUCAAGCCCUGUCACUCUCUAGUGCCCCCUGAGGUUUUUCUGGGUAACUGCAUCUAUGACAUGUGUGAGUAUGAUGGCAUGCAGGCUACACUCUGUGACAAUGUGGAGGCGUAUGCUCAGGUCUGUCAGAGCGCCGGAGUCACCAUCAGCUGGAGAAACAGCACCUUUUGCCCCCUGCCCUGCCCUCCUAACAGCCACUACUCAGACUGCACAGCCCCUUGCCCCCCCACAUGCUCUGACCUUUUCCCUGUCUUCUGCCACCUUCCUCCAACUACCUGUGUCGAGGGCUGCCAGUGCAAUGCUGGCUACGUCCUUAGUGACGGCAAAUGUGUUUCUCUGGACCAGUGUGGCUGUCUGGACUCAAACAGAGAGUACCACGAUGUGGGAGACUUGUGGCUAACAGAUAAAUGUAGUGAGUCAUGUACCUGUAACCCUGGAGGGGAAAUUACAUGUGAGGACCACAGCUGUAACUCUAACUCAGUGUGUGCCCUGGACAAGUACGGAAACCUGUACUGCAAACCCAUCAAGUUUGAUAAGUGCAGCAUCUCUGGGGAUCCUCACUACCAAACAUUUGAUGGUUUCAAACAUCACUUCCAAGGUCCCUACACCUAUGAACUUACUUUGGGCCACAACUUGCCAAGCUACAUGACACCCCUGGUAGUGAGGGGAAAGAACAUUAGACGUGGAGGGAACAAGAGGGUAUCAUUCCUGGACCAGAUGCACAUUGAUGUUUACGGUGUCAAUGUUAAGUUCCUGCAGAAGAAGACUGUCCUGGUGAAUGGGGAGCGUGUAGCACCUCCCCUCACACCAGUUGAUGGUUUGAUCAUUACAAUGAACUCCAGGGAUGUCCAGCUCACCACUGACUUUGGACUAACUGUACGCUUUGAUGGCAACAGUCGAGGAGAAAUCAUACUUCCCAGUACUUAUAAGAACUCUGUCAGAGGACUAUGUGGGAACUAUGAUGGCAUCACCAGUAAUGAGUACAUGAAGCCAGACGGAAAAGUGGUCAGGGAUCUGAAUGAAUUUGGAGAAAGUUGGAGGGUCAGUGACCGACAGGGUGAUGGACUUAGGAUCUCAAACCUUCCUAUUACUGUCCAUGCCAUCAGGCGAGAGGUGGAAACUGAUCCAGAUUCAGGAUUUGAAGUAUCAGACUGCUCUCAGUCAGAGCUUAAUGACUACAACAGCGUGACUCAGUGUGGAGCUCUGUCUGAUUCCAAUGGGCCAUUUGCUGCCUGUCAUGCCACUCUGCCACCCAAAAACUACCAGGAUGACUGUGUGUUUGACCUGUGUGCUGAGAGUGGCAGUGCAGCUCUGCGCUGUGCCAGCUAUGAAGCGUAUGCUGCAGCUUGUCAGGAGGCUGGAGUUUCAUUAGGAUCCUGGAGGCAGGAGCUGGAUUGUGUGCUCUCUUGUGCUGCCAACAGCACUUACUCCCCCUGUAUGUCACCUUGUCCUUCCUCUUGUGCUGACCUGGCAGCACCCUCUGAGUGUGAAACCACUUCCUGUAUGGAAGGGUGCCAGUGUGCCGGUGGCUUUGUCAUGAGUGAGGGAAUUUGUGUGCCAUAUAGACAGUGUGGCUGCACCUUCCUCAACAGAUACUACCCUCUGGAAGAGAAGUUUGUGACUGAGGACUGCUCUCAAUCUUGUGAAUGUAGCAAUACUGGUGUUGUGUGCCAGCCCAAGACCUGCCCGGACAAUUAUGUCUGCACCAUCUACAACUUCAAACGUGACUGCUAUAAAGCAAGUCCCUGCCUUAGUACCCCCUGUUUAAAUGAGGGAACAUGUCAGGACUCUGGCAGCAACACAUACACCUGUGUAUGUGCAGAAGGCUUUGAAGGCACAAACUGUGAGAUGGAGAUAAUACCACCCUCAGGAGGACUGGGUGUUCCAUAUACAAGCAUGGAUAACCAGAAAGAGGAGAAAGUCACUGCUAUGUGA
Archocentrus centrarchus (flier cichlid) is the source of this 11727-nucleotide messenger RNA. Its product is annotated as IgGFc-binding protein-like. Gene Ontology annotation, molecular function: calcium ion binding; protein binding. NCBI's taxonomy places the organism in Eukaryota, Metazoa, Chordata, Actinopteri, Cichliformes, Cichlidae. The transcript has 76 exons. The record is from RefSeq and is a predicted model, not a curated record. The coding region runs from base 1 to 11727 and encodes 3908 amino acids. Gene Ontology annotation, cellular component: extracellular matrix.